ACACAUUUUUAUUUCGCAAAAUAAGAUCUCAUUGGUUUCCAGAGUGAGCGAAUUUUACAUUUUUAUUCGGUGAAGUCAAAACACAAAAGGAUUGACAGCGAGGAUCAAGACAAGCACAGCUGCGCCCCGUGGACACCUGGGGGAGUCUCGUCAUUCAAAAGUCAAAAAACGGGACGGGUUCAAGCGUGCAAAGGCAUGGGACAAAAUGAUUAUUUUACACUCUCUUUGAUCAUAUAAAGGACCUCAUGAAAUAAUUGAAUUACAAAUUUUACUAAACUAUCGGGGAAAAGAAAGCGGUGACAAAAAUGAAAUUGUUGGAGUUUUUCAACCACACGACACCUUACGACAACAUUUCGUUUGAUUUCAACUUAACGGGCGAAGUGGUACCCAGCGAGAGGGACACUGGCGACUUCGUCCUGAGAUGCGUUAUCUGCUUCAUGUACGUUUUCAUCAUUACGGUUGGAUUGCUGGGGAAUAUCACCUUGGUAAAAAUCUUCAUUACUAAUAGCGCCAUGAGGAGCGUGCCUAACAUUUUCAUAUCCAGCCUCGCGGCGGCUGAUAUUCUGCUACUGGUGACUUGCGUUCCCCUGGAUGCCUACAGAUACAACUUUGAGGACUGGAUCUUCGGCGCCGUGGCGUGCAAGCUCAUCCCGGUCAUUCAGCUCACUUCGGUGGGGGUCUCGGUGUUCACGCUGACGGCUCUGAGUGCCGACAGAUACAAAGCAAUUGUGAAUCCAAUGGACAUCCAGACCUCCAGUGCUGUGUUCUGGACUUGUCUGAAAGCAGUCACCAUAUGGAUCAUCUCAGUGCUGCUGGCUAUUCCAGAUGCUGUGUUCUCUGACCUGGUCCCGGUCAAAAACAACAACGUCAACUUCACCGCCUGCAUUCCAUAUCCGUACUCCAACGAGAUGCACCCUAAAAUUCACUCCAUCUUGAUAUUUAUGGUGUACUUCCUCAUUCCCUUAACAAUCAUCAGUGUCUACUAUUAUCACAUUGCAAAGACGCUAAUCAAGAGUGCACAUGACAUGCCGGGUGAGUUCAGUGAGCACUCCAAGAGACAGAUGGAAACAAGAAAACGACUUGCAAAAAUUGUUCUUGUCUUUGUGGGCUUGUUUGCCCUCUGCUGGUUUCCUAACCAUGUCCUCUAUAUGUAUCGCAACUUCAAUUAUAAGGAGAUCGAUACCUCAGCAGCACACUUUGUGAUCACCUUGUUGGCAAGAAUGCUGAGCUUCUCCAACUCCUGCGUUAACCCAUUUGCAUUGUACCUGCUAAGCGAAAGUUUCCGAAGGCAUUUUAACAGUCAUUUGUGCUGCAGACGGAAAAGACAUCGAGAAAGAUCCAUGAGUUACGCACAAAGUACGUCGGCAGUAAGGAUGACAUCGCUGAAAAGCAACAUGAAAAAUACCUCUUCGACUUUACUCAACGGGAACAGCCUCCGACAUGAAGUAUCAUUGUGAUUCGGUUAUGUGGCUUUUCUCACCAACUGGACCAGGAAAAUUGUUGCCAAAAAUAGUGAAAUGAUUUGUGGUUAGGGCCCGUCAGGAAAAUUGAUAACAAAAUAUCCUAAUACAAAUCGUAAAGUUUAAAAUAGGAAAGCUGUAUAUGGCAUGGCUAUUGACGGAAUAUUUAUACGCAUCAGAUGGGUUUCAUAGGCAUGGACAAAUUCAUCAAGAACAUCGUCUUUUAUUGAAGUAUCCAUUUUUGUCUCUCGGAAGCUCGGAAGAGACGUAUAUGUCAACCGAUAUCGUAAAAUGGUUAUUUUAUCUUAAGCUUAUGUUAAUUUAUUUUACGGCAAAAUGUAUGUGUUGAAGAUGAAGACUAUUAAGUGAUAAUGUAUUUUGCAGAGACAAUAUGCGGAACAACAUGACAAAUUGUAUUCCCAAUUAUGGGAAGAAGAUAAGGAGCACAUCCUUAUCGUCGAUCUCACAAACAAGGCAAUAGAUUGCGCACAAAUAUACUCAUUUAUGGGAAUUUUUCUUCUUAAACGUUCCUCUUUGCGUCAGUUUCAACGAACUGAAAAAUGUAACCUGGGUAUCCACUCAAGGGACACUUAGAAAUGUUACGACUGAAUAACAGCAUGGUGCCAUGACCCUUGAGCAAUUUCAAAAAUGAGCGGAUGGAGGAAGUUUUAUGGCAGCUUACACUGUAGAUCGAAUUUUGGACAUCAUAGUAUACGGGGAAAUUCUUUGUACUUUUUUGCUUGAAGCUUUUCUUGUGAAUGGCAGAUACUUUUGGACAAUCAGUACUGUUCAGAGAAUGAAUAGCCCUGGUGUGGUAGUUAUCGUUGUAACAGUUAAUACAUUGCAGUUAUUUGGGUUUACGUCAUCUAAGGAAUCUGACAUUAAACGUCUUGGUCGAUCUUGGCGUUGAACUCAUUCACACACAUAGACAGCUGAAGCAUCCAUUGUGCACACUGAUCUUGGACAGUUUACAGGAUAAGAUCUGCGUCACACCUCUCUUUCCGUAAUUAUCUCUAACCCUUUAAUUUUCCGCACGUUCUUAGGUUUUCUACCGUGACAUUACACGCUAUUAUUCCACACUGCAAGAGUCACUUCCCUAACUAUCGUUUUU
Erpetoichthys calabaricus (reedfish) is the source of this 2571-nucleotide messenger RNA. RefSeq names its product neuromedin B receptor (gene nmbr). The transcript has 3 exons. The record is from RefSeq and is a predicted model, not a curated record. Gene Ontology annotation, cellular component: membrane. The coding region runs from base 306 to 1457 and encodes 383 amino acids. NCBI's taxonomy places the organism in Eukaryota, Metazoa, Chordata, Cladistia, Polypteriformes, Polypteridae. Gene Ontology annotation, biological process: G protein-coupled receptor signaling pathway. Gene Ontology annotation, molecular function: G protein-coupled peptide receptor activity.